Molecule: messenger RNA, 1536 nt
Organism: Saccharomycopsis crataegensis
Lineage: Eukaryota; Fungi; Ascomycota; Saccharomycetes; Ascoideales; Saccharomycopsidaceae
Product: Sly41 protein
Exons: 1
Coding region: 1-1536 (511 amino acids)
Biological process (GO): phosphoenolpyruvate transmembrane import into Golgi lumen
Cellular component (GO): Golgi apparatus; endoplasmic reticulum
Molecular function (GO): phosphoenolpyruvate transmembrane transporter activity; antiporter activity
Source: RefSeq, a predicted model, not a curated record
AUGAUACAGACGACAUAUUCAACCGAAUCACAUACCCAUAAUAAGCAUAGAAGUGGUAAAAAUAUCCAUCUCAGCGGUACCCAGAAUUUGACAGGAAGUGGCGAGAACUCCGGCCAAGAUAAUAAUAAUAGUAGUGCCAGAUCUAAUAAUUUAACACCAGACAAUAUGGCUUCAUUUGACAACUUCAAUGAUACGAUGAAUGGUUUACACCCAGUGAGUCAUCUUCAAUCGGGCAAAAAUAAAAACAGAAGACAGAGGGGGCUAUCAAUAUCUACUGGUGUAUCGUACACGAAUUUCUACUCAAGAGUAGGAGGACCGAAUUCUGCCAAUAUUAUGCUUCAUGAAAAAAGUCAUCAUGGCCACGAUACCAAAAAAGGAUUCAAGUCUAUAGUGACCACUGUUAACAAAGAAAACCUUAAGAUCAUUUUCCUUUGUGGGGGAUGGUACUUAACCUCGAUAUUGUCGUCGAAUGUCACGAAAACCAUCUUGAAAGCAUACAAAUAUCCAGUGACUUUGACAGAAAUACAGUUCUUCAUCACUUCGUUAUUGUGCUUGGUAACAUAUAUCAUUGUGUUUAAUAAUCGAAAGAUCGCCACGUCUUUCCCAUUGGGUACUUUCCCAGUCCAACUCACAGAAAACAAAUACACUACUUUAUAUGAUAUCAUCAAACCUACAAGAUUGAUUUUAACUCAGACUAUUCCAAUGGGGAUGUUUCAAUUCGUGGGUCAUAUUACAUCUCAUAAUGCUACCUCAUUGAUCAGUGUGUCCAUGGUUCAUACCAUCAAGGCGUUGUCCCCAAUAGUGACAGUAUUAAGUUAUAGGUUUUUAUUUCACGUGAAGUACCCAACGGUGACAUAUGUUACUUUAGCCCCGUUGGUAGUUGGUAUUAUGUUGACCUGUUUAUUUAAGAAUCAUAACAAGGGACAUUCUAGUGACAGUAUAAUAUCUGAUAGCUCUGCCUACUCUAAGGGAUUAGUUUUCGCAUUCAUUUCAAUGUUGAUUUUUGUUUCUCAAAACAUUUUUGCAAAGAAAAUCCUUACCUAUAAAACUAACUUACUUGAUAAUUCUUCAGAUGACGGCCGUCAUAGAAGUCAUCAAUAUUCUAACAUUUUGCCAAUAGACAAGGAGGAAGAGGCCACGAUCAAGAAGAUUAGUGAAAAGAAUAAAGUUGAUAAGUUAACUAUUCUAUUCUAUUGCUCAAUCGUCGGGUUCAUAUUCACUUUCCCAAUUUACUUGUCAAGCGAAAUUUUCUCCAAUGACGCUUGGUCACUUGGGAAAUUAAAUUUGAAUAUUAUUUGCUUGAUGUUAUUUCAUGGGUUGGUGCAUUUCGUCCAAGCCCUUUUGGCAUUCCAUAUUCUUGGCUUGGUUUCUCCGGUGAGUUACUCCAUCGCCAACAUCUUCAAAAGAAUUUUUGUCAUUGUUGCAGCCUUGGUUUGGGAGGCUCAACCAUUGAAUGGUAUACAAGCAUUUGGUUUGCUUUUGACCAUGGCUGGUCUAUAUUGCUAUGAUAGAUGGGGCACAGUUAAAAAGCAGUAG